Messenger RNA from Cladophialophora bantiana CBS 173.52, 1887 nucleotides. RefSeq lists its product as uncharacterized. Bases 1 to 1887 code for a protein of 628 amino acids. Gene Ontology annotation, molecular function: DNA binding; zinc ion binding. The transcript is spliced from 4 exons. Gene Ontology annotation, biological process: DNA-templated transcription. The record is from RefSeq and is a predicted model, not a curated record. NCBI's taxonomy places the organism in Eukaryota, Fungi, Ascomycota, Eurotiomycetes, Chaetothyriales, Herpotrichiellaceae.
AUGGCUUCCCUUGCAAACCCCGUUUACGACGACGGAAAGACCACACCCAACCGCGACCACAACCAGGAGAGAGAGCCAGAACUCUGUGUCAUACCCGGAAAACAGCAGCAACAGCAGCAGAAUUGGAAUACGAUUGCCCCGUCAACAGCCCAAUUUCGAGCUGAAAAGCCCACAACAUCGCUCCUCUUUGUCCACCAUUGUGUUGCAGCUGCGAGUCCUAUUGAUCUCAUCGCAGCAGCCUCAUCUCCUAAAGUUGACCAGUUCUACAAUUCGUCCUACCUGUCACGGCGCGCCGUUUUAGGAGAUGACUUCCCUGGGAUUGACCACUCUCACGGGGGUCGUCAGUCACACGAACAUACUUUGACCGAGAACGAUGUUAAAGUUCUUGAACUUUACAAGGCUUUCGAACUUCCAUCAAUUCCCAUCCGUCAAGCACUUUCUGAAAUCUUCUAUGAGAAGUGCUGGACUUGGAUGCCAGUGGUGGACGAUGGAAUGGCCUCCGGAGACACGUCUUUGAGGGAGAUCUCGUUGCUGGUUCUGCAAGCCGUUCUGCUUGCUGCUACCUCAACUAAGCCUGAAUGUGAUAUGACGCUGCCAGCCCAUCCACAGUAUCGCCGCAUCAAAGCAAUAAUCGACACAGGUGCUGAACGAAACCCGCUUAAUUUACUUGUGGCGUUGUGUUUGAUGCAAUUCUAUGCACCAGCCGCGCCAAAUGACAUCUCCACCGACCACCCAAGAUUCUGGGGCAGCUACGCUCUUGGUUUGGCCCAACAGAUGGGCCUUAAUAUAAAGUCAACCAAACGCAGCAGCCAGGAAGGACUUAGACGAAGGGUUUGGUGGACUUUAUAUGCAAGGGAUAGUAUCAUGUCAUCUGCACAUGGACGCCCUCGGAUCGUCAACCCGGCAGACUGCAGCAUUGAGCCGCCGUCGAUAUACGACUUUCCAGAUCCUAGUGAUAUUCGCGCGCAGAUUUUUGUUUCCUAUGUCUCUAUCACAGGCAUCAUGUGUGAUUUAUGCCAGUUGCUUACUCGCCAGAACGAUCCUCCAUCCGUGGAAAAGAACGAAGUGGGCCUCCGGCUUUUGGACUGGGUGCGAUCGUUACCCCCCGCCCUCCUACUUGUUCAACCAACCGGAAUCCCAAGACCCUACUCGUUCGACUUGGCUCAGUUACAUGUACACUUACUGACGACGAUUAUUAUCCUUUAUCGACCACAAUCAAUCUUUUGUGUCCAAUCAGCCAGCUCGCCAGCUAUUGUGGCAUCGAACCUCAGCUUUCGUAUUUUUGAAGCAAUGGAACUUCGAGGGCACACCUGCUCUCUUAGCUCUGGCUUCGCGUGGCAUUUGCUCGUCACGGCUAUCCCGCAGCUUUCUUGCCUCGGGAUUCCAUCGUUGCGGGAAGAAUGCAAGAGCAACCUUGACACGCUCGAGGGUUGUUUCCGAACACUUGCGUCGACCAGGCCGUCUGCAGCGAACAACUUGCGUAACAUCCAAGAGAUCCGCGGAGCGCUGGAAUCCAAAGAGCCGCUUCCGAAGGCACGGCUCAGCGCUAACGCAUCAGUGGAUGUUUUCUCUUUUUGCCCUCUUGACCUCUUCGGUCCCUAUGGAGUGGAUGUCCCGACAAAUUACGACCGUAUUACCGCAGCGCUUGAAUGCUCGGUAGAUAGGACGCUUCGGGCCGCCCAGAAUAUUGAAAAUGUGCAUCAUGGGAAUGAAAAUAUGCCACAGAUGUUUUAUGCUCAAACGCAAUCGUCUACGACCACGCGAAACAACAUAGGUGACCAACCCAUGCUAGAGGGCACUCCAGAUUUUGAAUUUCUUGGUAGUAAUUUCCCUGAAGAUGGGUGGAUGCGAAACUGGGUUAACGAGCUGCAUCUCUUUUGUGAAUAA